Gekko japonicus is the source of this 1827-nucleotide messenger RNA. RefSeq names its product breast cancer metastasis suppressor 1 (gene BRMS1). Gene Ontology annotation, biological process: negative regulation of transcription by RNA polymerase II. Lineage: Eukaryota; Metazoa; Chordata; Lepidosauria; Squamata; Gekkonidae. The coding region runs from base 379 to 1356 and encodes 325 amino acids. Gene Ontology annotation, cellular component: Sin3-type complex. The record is from RefSeq and is a predicted model, not a curated record. The transcript is spliced from 12 exons. Gene Ontology annotation, molecular function: histone deacetylase binding.
GAGGUUUUGGGCCCUGCGCCCCGCCUGUAGCCUUUCUGAGUCCAAAUAGUCUGGCCACUAUGAGGAAGUGGAUGCGGACCCAUGGUCUGAUCCAGCAGGGCUUUUCCCGGUUUCUUUUGGUGAGCCCCAGCCCAGUUUCCAAAAGUCUGUAAGAUAUGGGAAAUUUGCCAGAGUCUCCAUUCCUUACACUUCCCGAGGCACCUGACUGGCAUGAAUGCAACAGCAUUCUCUGGAGAAGCCUGGUCCCCAUUUGAAAAAAGGCAAGAACAGUGUACUUGGAACAUUGCAUAGAGGCAGCGUCAGUGGGCCAUCAGCUGUGGUUGGUUGUUUUCUCUCCUCCUUUUCUUCACCCUGGGCACCCUGCCUCCGUGGCGCACCAUGCCUGUCCAGCCCCUGCCCAAGGAGAUGGAGGCAGAGGGAGAUUCAGCAGCUGACAUGAAUGGCGAGGAAGAGAGCGAGGAUGAGCGCAGUGGCAGCCAGUCGGAAUCAGAAGAGGAGAGUUCAGAGAUGGAUGAAGAGGACUGUGAGAGACGUCGCUCAGAGUGCGUAGAUGAGAUGAUGCACUUGGAGAAGGAAUUCUCUGAAAUCAAAGAAAAGCUUUUCAAGGAGCGCCUGAAUCAAGUGAAGAUGAAACUGGAGGAUGUGAUGCUUGGGAAAGCAGUGGAGUAUCUGGAGCCUCUGGGAGUCCUACAGAACCACAUGCAGAUCCGGAUCGAAGUGGCUGGGAUCUACAGAAACUUCUGCCUGGAGGUGAUUCAUCACAAACAUCGGUGUGAACUUCAGGGAGCGCAGCAGCAUCUGGAGAGCGAAAAGCUGUUGCUGUAUGACACCCUUCAGGAGCGUCUGCUGGAACGGAUCCAGCGGUUGGAAGAUGACAGGCACAGUGUGGGCCUCACCUCAGAAUGGUGGGAUGACAAACUUCGGCCAAAGCACAGUGCAAAGGAAUGGGACUCUCUCCGGCCUGGCAAGAGGAAGAAGCCACCGUUGGUAUCUGGCCCCUACAUUGUCUACAUGUUGCGUGAUAUUGACAUCAUGGAGGACUGGACAGCCAUCAAAAAGGCUAAAUCCGCAGUGUCCCCUCCGAAGAGGAAGAUAGAAGGCUCGGUGAAGGCGGAGAAGCUGCCAUCCCCGGCCCUGUUCUCGGCUCACUGUGAAGACGGCCACCUCCACUACGAAGGCGAGGUCUACGUCAAAGGGCAGAGCAUCUCCUUGCAGGUUGGGGAGGAGGCGCCCGUCCAAGCCGUGAUCACAGCCAUCAGCACUGGAGAAGUCUGGCUCCGCAGGGAGGACGGCAGCAAGACCAAAAUCUAUGUGUCCCAGCUCCAGAAGGGUAAAUACUCCGUGCACAAAGCCUAGCACCCGGUCAGGGCCACGGACUUGCACUUGUCCCCUUUCUUCUCCUGGAACUGGCAAGGCAUCUCCGAGGAAACCAAAGGAUCCCAAAGCAGCAAUACACUCCUCCCUGGGCCAGCGCGAGCUGGGAAGAAUGGAGAAUCUCUCCAGCCUGUAGCGCACUGCAGUUACCAGCUUCGAGGCACCGAUGGAUCAUGGAUUGAGGCCCUGGUGUGGGGAUUCCCCCCCCCCCAGCUGUUUUUGCUGCAGUUCUUACUGUGCUUGCCAAGCGUGCACUUCCUCUGCUUGGGAAGGAAUGUGUGUCUGUGUGUGUGUCUGGCAGCAGUUCCUCUUUCUGAAGAGACUUCCAAUAAAACACCAAAGUGAGAUUGUUUUAUUUUCCUCUCUUAGCCCUUUGCUUCUCAUUCGGGUCUUGCUGUUUCUGUGGGGCUCUGGUAGAACAUCAGCUUGGCAUGCCGAAGGUCCCAGGUUCAA